Arabis nemorensis is the source of this 828-nucleotide messenger RNA. NCBI's taxonomy places the organism in Eukaryota, Viridiplantae, Streptophyta, Magnoliopsida, Brassicales, Brassicaceae. The record is from the annotation of a GenBank genome assembly.
AUGUUUUCUUCAGACACAACAACAACAACUACAGAUUUGUUCUGUAACAACGACCUUUACUCUGUUAAUGAAACUCUCAAGAUUUUUGACCAUUUUACCCCUCACAUCCUCUCUUCAUCUCCUCCCACUGAUCUUCUCGGAACCCUAACUCUCUCUCAUCAAAUUCCCACCGGAAUAUUUCCAGAUUUCUCCGAUUCCAUCAAAACAGAGCGGGUUUUCGAUGGUAAUCAUCAGUCAUCAAUGGCGCGAAGCUACGGUGCGAUAGAGAAUGCAGGAAGAUAUAUGCAGAGAAGCUUUAGUAGCAAUUCGGUUGAUGGAAAACCGAAUCAGCUCCCGUUCGAUAUUCCGAUAAUGGAGUCGUCAAAUUUCAGUUACAAUACCAUGAACUCGCCGGAAAAUGCUUUCUUUACCGGUCAGAUGAUGCGGCGAGUCUGCAGUACAGGAGAUUUGCAGAACCUAAAGAAAAAUUUCACCGAGCAAAAAUCCUCGGUGACAUUUUCCGACGAACAAAACUUUAAAGUGGGGCGUUAUAAUGCAGAAGAACGUAAAGAGAAAAUCUCAAAGUACAGAGCUAAACGAAACCAGAGAAAUUUCACCAAAACUAUAAAGUAUGCAUGUCGGAAAACAUUGGCGGACAGUAGACCUCGAGUACGUGGCAGAUUCGCACGCAAUGACGAAGUUGUAGAAAUCCCCAACAUUGAAGACGACAACAUCGAGCUUUGGAAAUUAGAUGGGCUGCAUGAGGAAGAUGAAGCUUUCGUGAGUGGCUUUGGGGUGCAACAGUCUCAUUUGCAAUACACAACUUCUUCUCCUUCUUCAUUCUGGUGA